Molecule: messenger RNA, 603 nt
Organism: Coregonus clupeaformis (lake whitefish)
Lineage: Eukaryota; Metazoa; Chordata; Actinopteri; Salmoniformes; Salmonidae
Product: E3 ubiquitin/ISG15 ligase TRIM25-like
Exons: 2
Coding region: 1-603 (200 amino acids)
Molecular function (GO): zinc ion binding
Source: RefSeq, a predicted model, not a curated record
AUGGCUCAGCAGGGAGUUUUGCUGGACCAGGACCAGUUCUGUUGUUCUGUCUGUCUGGAUCUACUGAAGGAGCCGGUCACCAUCCCCUGUGGACACAGUUACUGUAGAAGCUGUAUUGAGGGCUGCUGGGAUCAGGAUGUUCUGAAAGGGGUCUAUAGCUGUCCUCAGUGCAGACAGACCUUCACUCCAAGGCCUAAUCUGACGAAAAGUAACAUAUUGGCUGAGGUGGUGGAGAAACUGAAGGAGUCAGGACUCCAGGCUGCUCCCCCUCCUGCUCUGUGCUAUGCUGGACCUGGAGAUGUGGCGUGUGAUUUCUGCACUGGGACCAGAAAGCAGAAAGCCCUCAUGUCCUGUCUGGUGUGUCUGGCCUCUUACUGUGAGAUUCACCUCCAAUCUCACUAUGAAUUUCCUGGUUUCAAGAAGCACAAGCUGGUCAAAGCCACCGCACAACUACAGGAGAAGAUCUGCUCUCAUCAUGACAAACUGCUGGAGGUUUACUGUCGUACCGAUCAGCAGUGUAUCUGUUAUCUGUGUACAAUGGAUGAACAUAAAGGCCAUGAUACAGUGUCAGCUGCAGCAGAGAGGACUGAGAAACAGGACUGA